AUGUCGGCUAACCAAGAACCAGGCAGAUCAUCUAUGGAAGAUUCCCCGCAAAGUGGCGAGGAUGAGAUUGUCGAGCCUGAUCAGGGAAAUGUCCUCUCGCAUAUCAUCUCCCAACUACGGCCUGGCGCUGACCUGAGCCGGGUUGUCUUGCCGACAUUCAUCCUUGAGCCUCGAUCCAUGCUGGAGCGAAUCACCAACUUCAUGGCUCACCCGGAAACCCUGCUUCCCAUGUCGACCAUUGACGAUCCGGUCGAACGCUUUGUCUCCGUGGUCAAAUUCUACCUGAGUGGAUGGCACAUCAAACCUCCAGGAGUGAAGAAACCACUCAACCCUAUCCUCGGAGAGACAUUCACCUGCUACUGGGACUAUCCCGAUGGAACCCGCGGCUACUACGUGUCCGAACAGACCUCCCACCACCCACCGAAGUCGAGCUACUUCUUCGCUGCGCCGGAGCACCAUAUUCGUAUUGAUGGAACACUCAAGCCCCGCAGUAAAUUCCUCGGCAACUCCGCGGCCAGUAUGAUGGAGGGCAUCGCCACUUUGCGACUAAUGAACCAUGGAGAUAAAGGAAAGGGCGAGAAAUACAUCGUGACCCAACCCAAUAUGUAUGCGCGCGGCAUCCUCUUUGGAAAAAUGAAGUAUGAGCUUGGCGACCACAGCUACGUGCGCUGCCCGGAGAACCACCUUGUUGCCGAUAUCGAGUUCAAGACCAAGGGAUACUUCUCCGGUACUUAUAACGCCAUCGGAGGAACGAUCAAGAACGAGCAGACAGGAGAGGUUCUCUACGAGCUUUCAGGACUGUGGAAUGGAGAGAUGGAUAUCAAGGAUGUUCACACCCACAAGAAAGACCUCCUAUUCGAUGCGACACACGCAAAGCACACCCCUCCGCUAUCACGCCCACUCGAAGAACAGGGCGAGCGGGAGUCGCAGCGUCUCUGGCACAACACAGUGCAAGCAAUUUUGAGCCGCAACCACGAAGCCGCAACAGAUGAAAAGACGAAGAUAGAAGACCGCCAACGCGACGAGGCCGCCAAGCGUGCCGACGAAGGAAUCGACUGGCGCCCCCGCCUCUUCCGCCCCAUCCAAGGCGGCCCCGGCGGGGCAGACGAAGGCGACGAAGACCUGGAUUGGAUCAUCAACGCCCAAAUUGACAUGCACGAUCCCAAACUGGCCACCAAGCAGAUUCUCUCAAUCGCACCCAUCCUCCAAGGUCAGAAGGAACCGUCCCAGUUUGCGAUCCCGCCGCAUCACGCUUCCCAGCCGGAUCCCCAAGCGACAAGCUAA
Molecule: messenger RNA, 1284 nt
Organism: Penicillium soppii
Lineage: Eukaryota; Fungi; Ascomycota; Eurotiomycetes; Eurotiales; Aspergillaceae
Product: OSBP family protein
Exons: 7
Coding region: 1-1284 (427 amino acids)
Cellular component (GO): membrane; intracellular membrane-bounded organelle; cytosol
Molecular function (GO): sterol binding
Source: RefSeq, a predicted model, not a curated record